Messenger RNA from Brassica oleracea var. oleracea, 1410 nucleotides. RefSeq lists its product as uncharacterized. Lineage: Eukaryota; Viridiplantae; Streptophyta; Magnoliopsida; Brassicales; Brassicaceae. The record is from RefSeq and is a predicted model, not a curated record. The coding region runs from base 1 to 1410 and encodes 469 amino acids. The transcript is spliced from 3 exons.
AUGGCCAACUUCUGGUGGGGAUCGGAUGCUCAUCUUCGGAAAAUUCACUGGAUUGCUUGGGAGAGACUAUGUUUGUCAAAGGAGAGUGGAGGGAUGGGUUUCCGGGACUUGGAAGCCUUUAAUCAAGCUCUUUUGGCAAAACAGGCGUGGAAAGUUUUAUCGUCCCCUCAGUGUUUAUUGGCUCAGGUCCUCAAGAGUAGAUACUUUCCAAAUUCAAACUUCUUGAAAGCCAAAAUUGGAGACAAGCCAUCAUAUGCAUGGAGAAGUUUGUUGUUUGGGAGAGAGUUGCUAAUUAAAGAUUUACAGAAGAGAGUUGGAGAUGGGAACUCAAUCAACGUUUGGACUGAUAGAUGGAUUGAAGAUGAAGCAGAUGGGUAUGGAAUAAGGGCGCCUUGGAUUAAAAACUGCACUUUCAAUGUUAACCUGAGGGCAAGAGAUUUGAUAGAUUUCCAAAACAGAAGAUGGAACGUACAGGCGUUGGAGGAGGUCCUCGUGCCCUCGGAUAUUCAAAUCAUCAUCAAGAAUCAACCUGUUACCUCCAAAGAAGACUUCUGGUCGUGGAAACUUAACAAAUCAGGGGCCUAUUCAGUCAAAUCAGGGUAUUGGUUAGCGUUUAGAGAAAAAAGUAAAGAGCUCCGUAGCUGGGUGGAAGCGCUCCCAUCGAUCAACAGCCUCAAAGCCCAGGUUUGGAAAGUGCAGGCUGGUCCAAAAAUUAAGAUUUUUGUUUGGAAAGCUCUGUCACAAGCCCUUCCGGUUGCUGAACUGUUAAGUGAGAGAGGAAUGAAGUGUGAUGAGAGAUGUCAACUGUGUGGGUUCGAAGGGGAAUCGGUGAACCAUGUGUUGUUCAGUUGUAAUCUAGCUAGGCAGUGUUGGGCACUCUCUAAUAUACCUUCUCCUCGGAAUGGGUUUAACGAUGAGUCUAUAUAUGAAAAUUUGGAUUAUUUAUUGACGCUGAGUAAGGCAGAGGAAAUCUCAAGGAAAGUGAAAAAAGAGGCGGACGCUUGGUUCCUUGCGCAACAAGUGCAAAAUGGCAUGGAGGAAGUAGAGGCAAGUGUGCGGGUGAAGGGGGCCACAAAAGAGAAUCAUGCCGUUUUAGGAGGUUGGAUCUUGUAUGAGAAUGGCAGAGUGUUGGAACACAGUAGGAGAGCCUUCUCGGAUGUGAAGACAGUGGGUGAGGCCAAGCUACAGAUGUGGCUGUGGGUAAUGGAGCGUAUGAAGAGCUUGAGAAAGAAGAAGGUUAGGUUUGUCUCAACUUUUGGGGAUUAUGUGAAGGCAAUUGAAAAACCUAUCUUUCGACCAGCUUUGCAAUAUGAAGCCUCAGAAAUAAAGAGAGAGUUGCAAGGUUUUGAGGCUUGGGAAUUAAGGAUCGGAUCACCGGUGACAGUCAGAUGCGCAUCUCUUAUUGCUUAG